AAAACCCCCGUGUGAUUUCUCAGUUCCUCUAGCUCCAAGAACACAUUUGCGUACGGGUUACAUCCAAUCUAUCCUAUUAUUCAAACGCCAUCUCGUUAGUUACCCCGCUACAAUGACUGCCAGCAACAUCAAGUGGAUCUUCGGAGGAGCAUCUUUUGUAAAUGAGGAGACGAUUGGGGGUCCAGAGGCCAUUCAGGAGGCUCUCAACCUUUUGCAUGAUGCCGGUAUCGAGUCUAUCGAUACUGCAAAGACCUAUCACCAUAGUGAACAGAUCCUAGGAAAGACAAAGGCACCCUCUCGUUUCACCAUCGACACAAAGCACCCAGGAGGCUGGAGUGAUGUACCGGUCACCAAGGAGAGCAUUAUUGCUACCGCAAACGAGAGUCUGGCGAAGCUCCAGACAGAUCAGGUGGAUGUAUACUACCUUCACUGUCCUCCUCGCGAGGCCGCUUUGGAGAACGUUCUGGACGGUAUCAACACCCUGUACAAAGACGGCAAGAUCAAGCGCUUCGGCUUGUCCAAUUUCCUGGCCGAGGAAGUCGACGAGGUGGUUCGGGUGGCUCGUGAAAAGAACUACAUCCUGCCCACCGUUUACCAAGGAAAUUAUUCCGCUAUCGCUCGUCGACAAGAGGUUGAGAUCCUGCCUACGCUCCGCAGACAUGGAAUAAUAUUCUAUGCUUAUUCCCCAAUUGCUGGUGGCUUCCUGACCAAGAACGUCGACCAGCUAAUAGCCGGUGGAGAGGGAAGAUGGGACAAGAGCAGUCAGUUUGGCAGUCUCUACCAUGCGCUUUAUAACAAGCCAAGCAUGCUUGAAGGACUUCGUCUGUGGCAGAAGAUCUCCGAUGAAACAGGAAUAUCGAAAGCCGAACUUGCAUACCGCUGGGUAGCAUACAACUCUGAAUUGAACGCAGAACUGGGUGACGGUGUGAUCUUUGGAUCAACCAAAAUUUCCCAAUUGAAGGAGACACUGGCGUUGAUCCCGAAGGGGCCCCUGAGCCCAGAGAUUGCUGCGAAGAUUGAGGACCUGUGGAAACUCGUUGAAGCGGACUCACCACUUGAUAACUUUAACAAUGGCGUCCUAUAGCUGCGAGCUUAACGGAGUAACGGAUGUUGUUCCUUGUGAGAUAUAUGAGAUAUACUUAUGUAACGUUAAAUGUGGAAAUUUACGUAUGGAAACAGGCCACAUUGUCAUGCUAGGGCUCUUGCCA
Messenger RNA from Aspergillus ochraceoroseus IBT 24754, 1208 nucleotides. Its product is annotated as aldo/keto reductase family protein. The record is from RefSeq and is a predicted model, not a curated record. Bases 113 to 1084 code for a protein of 323 amino acids. NCBI's taxonomy places the organism in Eukaryota, Fungi, Ascomycota, Eurotiomycetes, Eurotiales, Aspergillaceae. The transcript has 2 exons. Gene Ontology annotation, molecular function: oxidoreductase activity.